Orbilia oligospora ATCC 24927 is the source of this 951-nucleotide messenger RNA. RefSeq lists its product as uncharacterized. Bases 1 to 951 code for a protein of 316 amino acids. The record is from RefSeq and is a predicted model, not a curated record. The transcript is spliced from 2 exons. NCBI's taxonomy places the organism in Eukaryota, Fungi, Ascomycota, Orbiliomycetes, Orbiliales, Orbiliaceae.
AUGCCCCCAUCACGACGAUCGAGGCAUGUCUCAAGAGUAACAAAACCAAAAUCAACGGCGGCGGCACCAGCUACGGCUCGACGUACACGUUCCAGUCUUAGGGCAAAUACUAAUAAUCAAGAUGAUUCUAUCGAUCAAAACCCAUUGAGCUCUGCUCUAGAGCCAGAAGCACCAGAAUCUGCACUAGCGAUGACAGUUCCACAAAUAACCGCCGCUGCCGCCGUGCGGGUAAAACAGGAACCUUCGGGAUCUACACUAGCAGAAGCUUCGUCUUCCCGCUCUCAGCAGCUUAUUCCUACAGCUCCUACCCCUGCCGCUGCAUCCACCACCACACCCCUUACGGAGCUAGUCACAGACCUCACCGAAGUUGUCAGAGGCUUAAGAUCCGAGGUAUCCCAAUACCGUCAAGAAACACAAAUCCUGCACAACGAAACCCGCACAUCCCGAGCCGAAACUCGAGCUCUCAGGGACGAUUUCUACCGUUUCCGGGCCGAAUUCCGUGCAUUCCAAGGUGAGAUCGACGAGUUAGGCUUAAGAGACGAUAUCGACACGAUUAAAGAAACGACUUCGGGGUUCCAAUACGGACUAGAAGUUUUGGGAGAGAAUAUUCAGGCAUUGAAUGAAUCGAUGGUGGAUAUUGCUGAUUUUAGGGAAGAGGUUGUGGGGCUUAGAGCUGGGAUGGAUGAGGGUAGGGUUCAGUCUGAGGAUGCUAGGGAAUGGUUGGAUGGGUGUGUGGAGGUUUUGGAGGGGUUGACGGAACAGAUUCAGGAGAUUAAGAUGAUGCCGGUGACGGGGGUUGCUGCGAAUCAGCAGCAGAGGAAUGGGUAUUAUGAUCAGGAUGGAUCGGAUGAUGAUGAGCUUGAUGAUUAUGAUCGGGUUCGGGAUAAGGUUAAUAGGUUUGUGGAUGAGAUGACGGGGGUGUUACCUGCGGGGUAUAGAAUUUGCUUUUAA